Molecule: messenger RNA, 152 nt
Organism: Racocetra persica
Lineage: Eukaryota; Fungi; Glomeromycota; Glomeromycetes; Diversisporales; Gigasporaceae
Source: the annotation of a GenBank genome assembly
AAAGUGUUACACCCAAAGAUCGUAUGUAUGUGUUUUUGCGAAAGAUGAUUACCUCAUCGAGCGUAAUACUACCAGAAGAUUGUGGAGUUGCUGCUGCAUUUUGUAGUUGUUGGAGUCUAAUUUUAAAGGUUGAUGUAUUGAACUCUGGGUGA